Sungouiella intermedia is the source of this 4779-nucleotide messenger RNA. NCBI's taxonomy places the organism in Eukaryota, Fungi, Ascomycota, Pichiomycetes, Serinales, Metschnikowiaceae. The record is from the annotation of a GenBank genome assembly.
AUGGCGGUGAAUUUCACGAACUUUGUGGAACCAGGUCCGUCUCCUCAUCUGGAGAUGUGCCAGUUCCCCACUGCUUUGAAAUUUCCCCUAUAUGAUCCUAAUGGGAACGCCUUAAACACUUGUUUUGUGGCGUCUGUAAUUCUCAUUGCCCACGUUUUACCAGGACUUUUUGCUCUUUACCAGAUUGGCUCGCUUUUGUUGAGUAAUUCGUAUGGUCCAUACAGAAUUAAGUAUUCGUUUGGUUCACCAUGGAACACACGUAGUGUCUCCAUUUUUCACUUUCUCAGACUCAAUGCCGCCGUCUUACAGGCGGUGCUUUUUGCCGCUUUGGUAUUCUUCACGUCCAGAGGAACUUCCGGCGUGAUUCUUACCAGUGCCAUGGCUCUGUUCGCAACAACCGUGUUUGGCAUCAUUCCAUUGCAAUAUCUCGAGACUACGCGUUCUCCGGUUGGCCACGCCUCAGUUAUCAUAUACUGGCUCGCUACUUUGGUUCUCUUUGUGGUUGUGUUGGUGCUGGACUCGUUGUCUGAACACAAAGUAUAUGUUCCAGACCAUGACAAGAGCAUUGCUGCGACUGCGUUCUCCAUCGAGAUCGCCGUUGUCAUCAAUUCCUUCUUUGCCUACAUAUUGGAAGCAUACUUUUAUCGUCCCUCGGUCGAGCUUCUGGAGUACUUUGAAUUGAAUGGUUGGGAUAUCACCACCGUUAGAAACUUAGUGUCGACAUUGACUUUCAAUUGGUUGCAGCCCACUUUGGAUCAGGUUUACGAAACAGACAACAUUGAAGUAUCCGAGGUUCCAAACACCAUCAUCGAAUUGAAGAGCGAGGUUGUUAUUGAGAAAUUUUCUAAGGGAUGGAAAAAGGAGUUGGAGAGAGCAAAGUGGUGGAGAGAUAGAAGAGUUAGACGUGCUAAGAACCCAACCGAGGCUGACUACGAGCUUAGACCAUCUAUCUUCUUUGUUUUGGUCGGAGCAUACUACAAAACGAUUCUUCAGGGUAUUUUCUUUGAGCUUAUGGAUAUGGCUUGUCUUACCAUUGCACCUUUCUUACUCCAAAAGUUUAUUCUCUACUUUACGGAGAUUUCUUCGUCUGACAGCAGCUCUAGCUCACCACCACUCAUCAAGGGUUUUGCCUUUGCAUUUGGUAUCUACUUGACUUCUGUCAUUAGAUACUUCUCCUUCAACCAGUACUUCAUCACGUUUUUCUUGUGCUCUUUCAGCAUCAACUCCUCAUUGACAGCUUUAGUCUACGAGAAAGCCAUGAAGUUGUCCCCAGAGGCUAGAAAAGAGAAAUCGUCUGGUGACAUCGUCAACCACGUUUCUGUCGAUGUCAAGGACGUUUCGACCAGUAUUGAGAACUCUUCCGAUGCGAUCACCAUCCCAUUGAGACUUUUCUUGUGCUUGGGUGCAUUGUAUAAACUUCUUGGUAAUGCUAUGUGGGCCGGUUUGGCCACCGCUUUGGUUUUGGUGCCUAUCAGUUCCGUCGUCAGCACCUCCAUCUACUCGCUCUACAAUGUCCAGAUGGAGUACAAGGAUGAGAGAACGAGAUUGACAAGCGAGAUUCUCAAUGCAAUCAAAAGUGUCAAAUUGUACUCUUGGGAGAAGCCAAUGUUGAAGAAGCUUGAUGAAGUCAGAAAUAAGAAGGAAUUGGUCAAUGCUCGUAAGAUGGGUUUAUACAAUGCUGCGUCGAGUUUCUUGUGGGGAUGCAUUCCAUUUUUCAUUUCGUGUGCCGUCUAUACUGUUUAUGCCAUCGUGAACAAGAAAGCUUUGGUUCCAUCAGUGAUUUUCCCAGCAUUGUCGUUGUUUGACCUUUUGGCCCAACCAAUUUUAAUGCUUCCUAACAUCUUCUCCAGUAUUGCUGAAGCCAAGGUUGCACUCAACAGAUUGGGCAAGUUUUUCGUUUUGGAUGAGAUGGAACUGGAUAUUGUUAAACGUACGAAUACGCCUUUGAAGCGUGGCGAUGUCUCAGUAAAGGUGACUGAUGCAUCGUUCGUUUGGACAACUAAGAGUGUGCAUGCUCCUGUUUCCGAGGAGCCAGAGGAGACCAGAUAUGCUUUGAAGAACAUCAACUUUACUGCUCGCAAGGGAGAAUUGACCUGUAUUGUGGGCAGAGUUGGUGCUGGUAAAACCACCCUCUUGAAGUCUAUCAUUGGAGAGAUCCCUAUUGUCAAAGAUGGAAAGCAGUCGGUUUCUGUUAAUGGAACUGUCGCUUACUGUGCUCAAAGUCCAUGGAUUUUGAACUCUUCUAUCAGAGAGAAUAUUUUGUUCGGUAAAAGAUAUAACAAGCAGUUUUACAAUGAGACAAUUGAAGCUUGUCAGCUUCUUAGUGACUUUGAAGUGUUGCCAAAUGGAGACGCUACUUUGGUUGGAGAGAAGGGUAUCUCCCUUUCUGGAGGACAAAAGGCUAGAGUUUCGUUGGCCCGUGCCAUUUAUUCGAGAGCAGAUGUGUACUUGUUGGACGACGUGUUGUCUGCUGUGGAUGCUCAUGUUGGAAAGAAGAUCACCAACUCUGUUUUGGCUCCAGGCGGUCUUUUGGCCUCCAAGACCUUGAUUCUUGCAACCAACUCCGUGAAGAUUUUGAAGAUUGCACAGCAGACCGUAUUCUUAAAGGACCAGCUGAUCAUUGAGCGUGGAACGUUUGAGGAGCUUAUGGCUUCCAAGGGCGAAGUUUCCAAGUUGAUUACCGAGUUUGCCAAAGAGGACGAGGAGAAUGAAGACAUCGACGAAGAUCUGCAGCUGGCUAAAUCUAGUUCGAGUUCCGAUGACGACAAACCAAAAGCUUACGAACCUGAACCAUUGCUUAUCCAAGAAGUGGAAGAUUUGGGAGACUUGCAAUUGGCUAGAGUUGAAACCCACUUGACUGUCGGACAGGCAUCGAUUGUCUCAUAUGACCAUGUGUACGAAUUUGACGAAGAUGACAAGCAUAAGAAACAGGAAGAAGAAAAAGAGAACAAGACUAAGGGAAGAGUUAAAUUGAGUGUUUACUUGGAAUUUUUCAAGGCAUGUAACUGGAUUUAUGUCGUGAUUUGGUGUUCGAUCUAUUGGUGUGUCAUUGGGUGCAACAUCUUGGGAAACUACCUUCUCAAGUAUUGGUCUGAAAAGAACCUCUCAAGUGGCUACAAUGUGCAUCCAGGUUUCUACUUGGCUAUCUAUGCAUCUACUGGUGUCUUUUCAGGUUUCUUGACAUUCUUCGGUGCUUACAUCAUCUGGACUUAUAGUGCUGUCAGCAGUUCCAAGUACUUCCACGACAAUAUGGCUAACAGUGUUUUGAGAGCACCAAUGUCGUUCUUUGACACUACACCUAUAGGAAGAAUCUUGAACCGUUUCUCGGACGACAUUUCAACGUUGGACCAGCAAGUGUUGUGGAUUCUUAUGAUGUUUUUCGAGACUUCUCUCGAGACCUUGACCAGACUUGUCAUUGUCAUUUACAACUUGCCCUUCAUGGUUGUGAUCAUUGCAGUUCUUGUUCUCUUCUACAACUACUUCAGAAACAGAUUUAUUCCCGCCUCAAGAGAACUCAAGAGACUCAAGUCUGCCUUAAGAAGUCCAGUGUUCUCUCACUUGCAGGAGUCCGUUAAUGGAGUAGAGACCUUGCGAGCAUAUGGUGAGAGUGACCGGUUCAUCCACUCAAACAGAAGAAAAGUGGACAAUGUCACCAAGGUCGACUGGGCCACUCAAUGUGCAAACAGAUGGUUAUCUAUGAGAUUACAGUCAAUUGCUGCUAUCGUUGUUCUUUCUUCUACUUUGUUGAUUUUAUUGUCGGUGAAGUUUAACAAGGGACUUAAUCCAGCAUUGGUGGGUUUCCUUAUGACUAACGUGUUCACAUCCACCAGUUCUUUGAAUGCCAUUAUCAGAUUAUGGGCAGAAACAGAGACUAAAUCCGUUACCAUCGAAAGAUUGAUCGAAUAUGGAAACUUAAAGUCGGAAGCUCCAACCAUUAUUGAAGGUCAUAGACCUGCCAAAGCGUGGCCUGCUACGGGAACCAUCAAUUUCAAAAACUAUACGACCAGAUACAGAGAAGGGUUGGACCCAGUGUUGAAGAAUAUCAAUCUUGACAUCCAGCCAGCAGAAAAGAUUGGAAUUGUGGGCCGUACUGGAGCAGGUAAGAGUUCGCUCACAUUGGCACUUUUCAGGAUCAUUGAAGCUACUGAAGGCCACAUCAACAUUGAUGACCUUGACACUAGUUCCAUCGGAUUGUUCGACUUGCGUAGCCAGCUCAAUAUCAUCCCUCAGGAUGCAGCAGCGUUUGAAGGUACCGUGAGAGAGAACUUAGAUCCAUUUGGCCACUAUUCUGACGAGGAAUUGUGGAAGGUGCUUGAGUUAGCGCACUUGAAAGAGCACGUUGAACAGAUGAAGACGGAGCCUAAGAAGCAGGAUGACAAAAAGAAGAAAAAGGGAGAUGAGCCAGCUAAGCCACAGGUGGGACUUAAUGCUCGUGUUUUGGAGGGAGGCUCCAACCUUUCAUCUGGCCAGAAGCAAUUGCUUUGUCUUGCCAGAGCGUUGUUGAAAACAUCCAAGGUUUUAGUUCUUGACGAGGCUACGGCCGCUGUCGAUGUCCAGACGGACAAGAUCAUCCAGGAGACUAUCCGGUCCAAUUUCAAGGACAAGACCAUUUUGACGAUUGCACAUAGAUUGGACACAAUUAUGGACAGUGACCGAGUGCUUGUCUUAGAGAGGGGCCAGGUAAAGGAGUUUGACAGCCCGGAGGAGUUGCUUAAGAAUACCGACGGUAUCUUCUAUUCCUUGUGCAAGGAGGGUGGAUAUCUCAAGGAGGAGAAUUGA